CAGACUGCCAGUCCCAAUGGGGUGUCUCAUAUCGAUCUCCUAUCUAUGAUCGCGAAAGCCGUGUCCCUGCGGUCUAGGCCGGUGACGAGUCUAAACUCGGGUCGGUCGUCCGCUUUUCGUCUCUGCACGCGCGCGCAGAGUGGGCGACGGGUCGCGAGGAGUUCAUACAAAUAGAGGCGCUCCUCUCUCUUACUCUGGUCGUCUGUCUUCCUCUCACCCUCGCUCUCUCCAAGGUUGAGCAACCGGGGUCGCAGAUACUUCCCAACCGUCCCGAUUAAUCAAAUUUCGGUUCCUUUAAAACCACCGACAGUCUGCAGAGCACGAUGAAGUCCGCGACCAUGCUCCUCCGAGGACUCGGGACGGCCCUUCUCAUCGCCGCCAGCACGUCGGCCGAGACCAUUGCCCAGAUCAACGGCGACCGCUUCCUCUCGCCGCUUGAUGGGCAACAGGUGACCAACGUUACGGGCGUCGUAACGGCCAAGGGGCCCGAUGGGAUAUGGAUAAGAUCCGUCGAACGGAGCCGCGACAGACGUGUCUCGGACGGAUUGUACGUGUACGGCUCGGUGCUGGCACGCAACACUAGCAUCAGCACCGGCGAUGUGCUCGUCCUUAGUGGCAAGAUUACCGAGUAUCGUUCUAACAGGAACUACCUGUACCUGACGGAACUCACGGCACCAAACGUCACGGCUGUGCUCGAGCGCGGCACGACCGUUAGGCCGCUCGUGAUCGGCGGCAAGGGCCUCCCCAGCCCACCCACGGAGCAGUACUCGGGCCUCGACGGCGGCGAUGUGUUUGCCGUCCCGAAUAAUCAGAGCCUCGUCUCGGUCGAGAACCCGAUCCUUCGGCCGGAGGCGUACGGACUCGAUUACUGGGAAAGUCUCAUGGGCGAGCUGGUCACGAUCGAGAACCCGCGCGCCGUCGGUCGUCCGAAUCAGUACGGCGACACAUGGGUCGUGGGCGGGUCGUGGAAGACGAGCGGCGACAACGAACGCACAGGCCUCACGAUCUCGGCGGGCGACGGGAACCCGGAGGCGAUCAUCAUCGGAACACCGCUCGACCAGUCGAAGAACCCGAGCGAGACGAGGCUGGGCGAUAAGCUCGAAAGCAUCACGGGCGUCGUGUCCCAGGCCUUCGGGUUCUACCGGAUCCUGCCGCUGACCGGAAUCACGGUCGUCGAGUCGCUCGCGCCGCAGCUACCGCCGCCGACGACGCUGGCGAGCGACGGCACGUGCGCCGGCAUAACGGUGGCAAGCUAUAACGUCGAGAACCUGGCGGCAGCGGACGCGGCGCAUCUGAAGGCACUCGCGCGCGACGUGGUGGACUACCUGCGGUUGCCGGAUCUGCUCGCGGUGCAGGAGGUUCAGGACGAUAGCGGCGAGACGAACGACGGCACGGUGGACUCGGACGCGACGCUGGGCGCGCUCGCGGCGGCGAUCGGGGAGGCGAGCGGCGGCGCGGCGACGUACAACUACACGUACGUGAGCCCGGUCGACGGACAGUCGGGCGGCGCGCCGGGGGCCAACAUCCGCGUCGCGUACCUAUACCGCGGGGACCUGCUGCGGCUGCGCGAGGCCGAGGGCGCGGGCGACGCGCAGACGGCGACCGAGGUGCUGCCGGGGCCCGAGCUCCGGUACAACCCGGGCCUCGUGGACCCGCGGAACGUGGCAUGGACCAACAGCCGGAAGCCGCUCGCGGCGGCGUGGGAGCUCGUCGACGGCACCAGCAAGACGCUGUUCACGGUGAACGUGCACUGGGGCUCCAAGGGCGGCAGUUCGUCGCUGCACGGAGACGCGCGCCCGCCCGUCAACGGCGGCGUGAACAGCCGGAGUGCGCAGGCUGAAGUGACGGCGAAUUUCAUCUCGUCGAUCCUCGAGGAGUCGAGCUCGGCGUACGUGGUAGCGCUGGGCGACUUCAACGAGUUCGCGUUCGUGGCGCCGCUGACCGAGUUUGCGGAGCGCUCCGGCCUGGUAGACCUAGACGUGGCGGCGGAGAUCGCGCCGGCAGAGAGGUACUCGUAUCUAUAUGACAUGAACUCGCAGGAACUGGACCACGUCUUCGCGAGCCCGGCGCUGGCUGGCAGCGACCGGCUCAAGGGGUUCGAGCAUAUCCAUGCCAACACCUGGCUCCCGUACUCGGAGCGGACGUCGGACCACGACCCGGCCGUGGCCAAGUUCAACAUCUGCUAAGAUAGACCUGGAGAGGGCGUUUUCCUUCUCCCCAAGCAAUCGGAACCCAAUGUCUCUUGCGUUUAGGAAGACGGUGUGCCUACGCUACCUUGGCAUAAUAAUGAUGAAUAUGGAUAGGUAGAUAGAUGGCGGUUCAGGCGGUAAUGCCGUCGCCGGGCCAGGGAAAGGGGGGGCGGUUGACGGCCACGAUGAACACGAGACGAGCACAGGAUAUUUACAUGUGUAUAAUACCUACAUAUCUGUACUGGUUGAUAUACCUACUUAUGUGUAUAAAGACGAACAAGAGCACGCGUAGCCAAACACCUUGCAUCUAGCUGGAUUUCCACAGGGGACAGAGAAGCGCAAGUGCAUUGCAUAUCCGAAGACACAGAACGGGGUCAUCGAUAUCUGGCUUACCGCACAGCUGAGGGACGAGUAGAACACUAGCAAGCAUUAUUUCGUUCUUCUGUGCUUUUCCAGCACCAUCACAUGUGACAUGCCCAUCGCGGCCGACCCUCUCCUCCAUGCCGACGCCGAGCCGACUACGCGCAGGCCCGCAGGCCAUCUCCAGCCAAGUCCGCGGGGGGGAAUGCCAGCGUCAUCGGGGCUCUCGUAGCAGGGGCCUUCUUCUCCCGCCCGUCUCGGCAGUUCAUCCACCCGCAGGCCUCCCUCCCCGUCCCACUGACUAGGUAGCA
Durotheca rogersii is the source of this 2860-nucleotide messenger RNA. RefSeq names its product DNase I-like protein. The coding region runs from base 324 to 2186 and encodes 620 amino acids. NCBI's taxonomy places the organism in Eukaryota, Fungi, Ascomycota, Sordariomycetes, Xylariales, Xylariaceae. The record is from RefSeq and is a predicted model, not a curated record. The transcript is spliced from 2 exons. Gene Ontology annotation, molecular function: catalytic activity.